Molecule: messenger RNA, 396 nt
Organism: Rotaria sp. Silwood1
Lineage: Eukaryota; Metazoa; Rotifera; Eurotatoria; Philodinida; Philodinidae
Source: the annotation of a GenBank genome assembly
AUGUUUCAAUUAGCUGCUGGAGAAAAUCUUAUUCUAGCAGGUGACUUCAAUAUAAAACCAUGGGAUAUCUGUUAUCAAGUUUUAACAGAGAAUAAUUAUGGUGGUUGCAAUUUACCAAAAUCCAAUACUUAUGAAAUUUCUUAUCGACCUAAUUGUGAACAAGUAUUAAAGAGCGCCUAUCGAGAGAAAAAUGGAGCCGAACCUGUUUACACAAAUUUUUCUGAUACACUACCAUCACCAAAUUUUUGCGCUACACUCGAUUACAUUUUUUUUAAUGGUCAUCUUACGGUUGAAAAAGUAUUGGAAUUACCGGAUCAUCCUUCUGGUGAAUCUUAUCCGGAUGAAACUCAUCCUUCAGAUCAUCUGAUGAUUGCAGCAUCAUUUCAAUUAUCGUAA